Messenger RNA from Hyaloscypha bicolor E, 2097 nucleotides. RefSeq lists its product as uncharacterized. Bases 135 to 1940 code for a protein of 601 amino acids. The record is from RefSeq and is a predicted model, not a curated record. NCBI's taxonomy places the organism in Eukaryota, Fungi, Ascomycota, Leotiomycetes, Helotiales, Hyaloscyphaceae. The transcript is spliced from 5 exons.
UAAUCGUGCGGCGUCGCUCGCACUAAACCAGCUACCCUGCAGGUUUAGUGCGGUACAGUAAUAUGGUCGAAAAUCAGUAAUAUGGUCGCUUUUUUCUCCCAUUUAUUGAUUUUAAUUAAUUAAAUAUCAACACCAUGACCAAAUAUGACCCUGAAGAAGAGAAAAGGAUGGCCCAGGCCUCCGAUUUCUAUGCCAGAAACCCACACGUCAAAAAAUCUGCGAUUGCGCGUCAAUUCAGGGUAAAAUAUCGACUCUGGAAAGCGCGUUUGGCAGGACGAAAAUCACAGAACACCAAAGGGGCCUACAACAAAGCACUUAAUCCUGAUCAGGAGGAGGGCGUCAAGCAGUUUAUCGAUUUCCUGAUCUAUUUAGGCCAUAAAGCUGAUCUCAAAACGGUUCGGGCGGCGGCAAACAAGAUUCUAGCUAAGAGCGCGUCCACCCACCAAGUUACGCGUAUAUGGGCUCAACGAUGGUUCAAACGGAACAAAGCAUGGUUUAAAACCCUUCGUGCGAAGACACUAGCACAAGAGCGGAAGGCGGCAAAUCGAAAGGAGAAUCUGGAAGAGCAUUUUAAUGAGUAUUAUGGGGCGUUAGAGAAGUUUGGGAUCUGCUUUGAAGACGUGUGGAAUAUGGACGAAACUGGCUUUCGCAUCGGCGUUUUGAAUGGAAAGAUCGUUAUUACACACCUUAAUACGAAAGCUGUCUACUUGGCAGAUCCCGAUAAUCGAGAAUCACUUACUGCGAUCGAAACUAUAUCUGCUGGGGGCGAAGCAAUUACACCAUUCCUGAUUUUGAAGGGGGAGAUCCUAUUAGAAGAACACUUUAAUAACGACCUUGAUACCGAAACAGUCUUCGCCACGAGCUCCACUAGAUAUAUAAACGAUGCUUUAAGCCUCAAAUAUAUCAAGCACUUCCAUAAUCAGACAUAUCAACGAAUACAGGGCAAGUGGAGGAUGUUGAUUUUUGACGGUCAUGGCUCCUAUACUUCAGACGAGUUCUUAUAUUAUUGCUGGUCCCACAAGAUUUCGAUACGGGGAAGGACGUUCAAGCGCAGGACGAUUCUUAGUACCUUUAGUAAAGCGGGCCUUUUAGGGCGAGAAACGAUACGGUAUGCAUAUGACAAGCUAGCUCAAUUCGUACCAAAAGAAGACAAGCAAACCGAGAUUUCACCUCUACGAACCCCUCUAAUAUCGAAACCCUUCCAAAACCCCCCUAUAUCUGCGAAUCGUGCGGCACACAAUACCUAUAUAUGUCAACGUUUAGACGACUAUUUUAUCCUUGGAAGGGACGAGGAGGAGUACGCUCUCAUACCGACUGAGCCUAAGUUACUUAGGGCAAGCUUAAUUAUGGAAAGAGAGCUUGCAAGAGAGAAGGCAGGCAGGAAGCAUGUGCAAAAACAUGGGGUCAUUUCCAAGGGUUCGGCAGUUCGUCAAAUCGCACAUCGCAGAGAGUCCCUUUUUACCGCUAAAGAGAUGGACAAUAACGCCUACCUAAAUCGACGAAUUAGGGAAACUAAUGCAUAUAUUACGAAGCAUAUUACUGGUAAGCUUCCACGCCGGAGACGUGCUCGUGGGGAAACAGCUCCGUACGAUUUAGGGGAGCCCUUUGGCUAUAGAGAUGAACCACCAUUUGUCGAUUAUGGUGAUACUGGUCUCAAGGCUCACUACCAAAAAUUGACGGCAAAAUGGGAGGAACAGAGGCAAAUUGAUCAUAAGACAGAGCUUUUUCAUGCGAAUAAGAUGGAUUUUAGGCUAGCUUCCCCUGGAUACGAAGAGGAGUGGGUUGGUGAGUUUGGUGAUAUGCGGGUGGAAAUGCUAGCUAGAGAGCUUGGUUUUGUGAGGCCACCACCCAACCCCCCUUCAUUUUAUGAUAAUGGUUUUGGUAAUAUAGUUAGAUUGGAUGCUAAUGGGGAGGAGACAAUUAUUGGAUACACGAAAUAGGACGUGGUUGUUAUGUAAUUAAUUGAUUUCUAAGUUAGUGGCAUUUUGGGGGGGUCGCCGAUGACCUGAAGUAUGUAAUAUUUCCACCAUUUUUUACUAUAUGCAUAUGCGAUAUGAAAGUAAGAGAAUUUGAUUUAUUAAUUAUAGUAUGAACGCC